AUGAAGCUCGCCAUCUUUGGGUCCAAGCAGUACGACAAACGCUUCAUCUCGGCCGUGUUCGCUUCGUCCGAGUUCGAGAGCAAGAAGUCGGUCGAGCUGGUCUUCCACGACUUCCCCCUCUCCACCGACACAGUGGCCCUCGCCCAGGGCGCCGAGGCUGUCUGCGUCUUCGUCAACGACAACCUCAGCGCCCCCGUCCUCGAAGCCCUGCACGGUGUCGGAGUGCGCGCCAUUCUGCUGCGCUGCGCCGGCUACAACAAUCUCGACCUCGAGACGGCCGAGCGCCUUGGCUUCUUUGUUGCCAAUGUCCCCGCCUACUCGCCCGAGGCCGUUGCCGAGUUCGCCAUCGCCCUCAUCCAGACAUUGAACCGCAAUACGCAUCGUGCCUACAACCGCGUGCGAGAGGGCAACUUCAACCUUGACGGGCUGCUGGGUAAAACACUGCGUGGAAAGACUGUCGGCAUUGUCGGUGUGGGCAAGAUCGGGUUGGCAUUGGCCAGGAUCUUGCAGGGCUUUGGGUGUCGGCUGCUCGCCUUCGACCCCUUUCCGACCGAUGCCUUCAAGCAGUACGGCGAGUACCUGGCCCUUGACGACCUGCUGCCGCAGUGCGACUUUGUGAGCCUGCACUGCCCGCUGAUGGAUUCAACGCGGCACAUCAUCAACGAGCACUCGCUGCUCAAGAUGAAGAAGGGCGCCAUGAUUGUCAACACGUCCCGCGGCGGCUUGAUCCACACUAAGAGCGUCAUCGCCGCCCUCAAGAACCGACACCUUGGCGGCCUCGCACUGGAUGUGUACGAGGCUGAGGCUGCGCUCUUCUACCAGGACCAUAGCGACGACAUCAUCCAAGACGACGAGCUUAUGCGGCUCUUGACCUUUCCCAACGUUCUCGUCAGCGGCCAUCAGGCCUUCUUCACCGAAGAAGCCCUCACCGAGAUUUCGGAGUGCACUCUCCGGAAUCUCGACGACUUCCUCCAGAAGGUUCCCUGCAAGAACUCGCUCGUCAACAAAGAGAAGCCGCUGGCGAAGCGGGCUUCCAUUCCCGUGAGAAUCUGA
Lasiosphaeria miniovina is the source of this 1053-nucleotide messenger RNA. RefSeq lists its product as uncharacterized. The record is from RefSeq and is a predicted model, not a curated record. The transcript has a single exon. NCBI's taxonomy places the organism in Eukaryota, Fungi, Ascomycota, Sordariomycetes, Sordariales, Lasiosphaeriaceae. The coding region runs from base 1 to 1053 and encodes 350 amino acids. Gene Ontology annotation, molecular function: NAD binding; D-lactate dehydrogenase (NAD+) activity.